Messenger RNA from Penicillium cataractarum, 2154 nucleotides. Its product is annotated as lipid-binding SYLF domain-containing protein. The record is from RefSeq and is a predicted model, not a curated record. Gene Ontology annotation, molecular function: phosphatidylinositol binding. The transcript is spliced from 2 exons. Bases 1 to 2154 code for a protein of 717 amino acids. Lineage: Eukaryota; Fungi; Ascomycota; Eurotiomycetes; Eurotiales; Aspergillaceae.
AUGUCUGCGUGGGAAAAGACAAAGCGCUAUUCGAAGAAGGGCUUCGAUAAGGCAUGGGACACCGUCGACAAAUUGGGUGGCCCCGUCAAUCGGCUAUCGAACAAACUUGGCGCCGAGGCCUUCUGGCCCAUGUCAAUCGAUAAAGAAAGCGACAAAGCCGCCCGAAUUUUGCGCAGUUUCUGCAAAGAUGGUUUCUACGCCCCCGAAUCCGAAGAGACGACCGACGAGAAUGGCAAGAUCAAUCGGCCCAAGGGAAAGCAACGGGUCAUCAAGAAGAUUCCCUCGAAGGUCAUUAAGAACGCCAAGGGCAUUGCCAUUUUCACUACAAUGAGGACCGGUCUUUGGAUCAGUGGCUCUGGAGGUAGUGGUGUGCUGGUGGCCCGUAUCCCCGAGACUGGGGAAUGGAGUCCGCCUUCUGGCAUCAUGCUUCACACUGCUGCAAUUGGCUUCUUGGCUGGUGUCGACAUUUACGACUGCGUCGUCGUUAUCAACACGUACGAGGCACUCGACGCCUUCAAGAAAGUGCGCUGCACACUCGGUGGCGAGGUCAGCGCCGCCGCCGGCCCCGUUGGAAUGGGUGGCGUUCUUGAUUCCGAAGUUCACAAACGCCAGUCCCCGAUCUGGACGUAUAUGAAGAGCAGGGGUUUAUAUGCCGGUGUGGCCGUGGACGGAACGAUUAUCAUCGAACGAACCGACGAGAACGAGAAAUUCUAUGGGGAGCGUAUCUCCGUAACCGACAUUUUGGCAGGAAAAGCGCGCCACCCACCAGAUUCGAUCAAGACUCUACUUCAGACCAUUAAAGCAGCCCAGGGCGACCCUCGUUCCACCCCCGGCGAAACGCCCGGCGACCUGGAUGUUUCAGGGAAUAAUGACCACGCCUUUGGCGUGCCCGAUAUAGAUGAUCCGGACCCUUAUGGAGUGAAGGCGUUGGAGGCUGAGGGCAUGUUCAUCCGGGAGGCCGGCUCUAAGGUGAGGCCAAGUCAUGAAGCUUUUGAAUUCCGGCCACACCCUAGCAGCCCGGUCUAUGCGACAUUCUCCCGGCGCAGCCUUGACAGCUCACCGCGGAAUAGCUGGCGGGCUAGCGUGCAGAGCUACACGAGUGUUGAUCGUGGCACACAAACAGAGGACGCAUCGCUAACUGCGCCAACGUCAGUAAGCCGAGCGUCCUCGCUAAGCGCGAAGGAAUCCACCAAUGGACCAUCUGCGAACCUGUGGGAAGAGGAGGACAAAGCUGGUUGGGACACGGUUCCCAUCCAUGGUGGUAUCGAGGAAGAGGAGGGUACCCCAGAAGAGAAGGUGGAAACGAAAGAGUUGAAUGGAAAUGCCGAAACCGAUAAGAACCACGCUGUCGAUGAUGACGAAGAUUUCGAGGUGCACGAGGUCUCCAGCGCGACUGUCACGAGACAGGAGAGCCCGAAGGAGGAGCAAGCCGAUGCCGCCGAGUCGCGACGCAUGUCACCCACAUUCACAAGGGCCAAGCUGGUCACUAUCAACAAGCGCCCAAAUCCUCCAGCCCUGCCUCCUCGCCACCCUCGCCACACCUGGGGUUCUGGCUCUAGUCGUGAAUCAACUUCUCCAACUGCACUUUCACACAGUAGCCGAAGUACCGAGCAGACUGAAACUGCGGCCGAAGCGACCGAAGAGUCCACCGAGCAAGCGAGUGAAACCCGCGGACUUCCCUCGAACGUCAAGACCCUUCAGACUAGCACUGCCGUCCCCGCUGUCGUGGACGAGGUUGAUUUCGACGACUCAGACACUGAGCUGCCUGCCGACAAGGAAGAGUUCCUCUCCGCUGCUAGUGACAACGAGGAUGAUAACGAGCAACACACGCUGGCCGAAGGACUCGCCGCUCUCAAGACCGAGGAAACCAAGAAAGAGUCCAAGGAAUCUGUCGCAGAGGCCGAAUCUGUGAAGGCCGAGACCAAGCCAGAAAAGAAGGAGGUCGAGGGUGCUGAGGAUGUGUUGAGCCAGCUUGAGGAGAAGUUCCCUUCGCCUGAGGUUGAGUCACAAACCGAGAAAGCGGACACCAGCAAGCCUGUCUCUGACAACAAAUUCGGAGCGCUAGAAGUUGACGAGGAGUCGGACGAUACGAUCGAAACUCCCGCCGACCAGAAAGUCCACACGCCCGACAUCAGCCCCAAGACACAAGCAUAA